Messenger RNA from Ectocarpus sp. CCAP 1310/34, 4488 nucleotides. Lineage: Eukaryota; Phaeophyceae; Ectocarpales; Ectocarpaceae. The record is from the annotation of a GenBank genome assembly.
UGGCGCAUCCAUCUCUGGGGCUUAUCUAGGCGCCUUAGGUGCUUGGUGUAUACUCAUUUGCUGAGGUUUUGAACGCCACCUCUCCAUCACCUGGCCAGAACUAAGAGGGAUCACAUGCUACCGCCUUAGUGGGACAGACGUCUGGAACGGCCCUCUUCAGCGCACUGCUGUUGUGCUGUCAGAGGGGGGCGUGGCGUAUGUGACCUCUGACAACGCGCAAGCGCGUGGAGAUGGCACCUGCUACACCAGACGAGGGACUUAUGUCGGGGGGCGAGGAUACUUCGCCGAAGACGAAAACAAAGAGACUCAAGAGGACGCCAACAGCAACCCCAAGGAAAAGAUCCUCCGCCCGCAAGGACGGGGACAGCAGCGGUAGCGGAAACUCAAAAAUAUUUCAUUAUUUUGGAGCUGGGUCGCCGGAGAAUGGAACGCCUAGGAAGAAACGGGCGACUUCGACACCUGCCGCUGGUGCAGCAGGGGAAGUUCCUCAGCUGGUACUACGGGUAACCAAACCGGCCAAAACCGUGUCGCCUCCGCCAGCGCCGACGUGGGGAAAGCUUGUCGAACCCCGCAAGCAGAGGCGGUGGGAGAUGCUGCGACGUCUGCAGGGCGGAGGCUUGGGCGGGGUUGACCCCACGGCGUGGGCCAGGCGAUCAUACUCCCUGAGUUAUACCCCGGUUUUCCAAGACUUGAGAACCCCAGGCAUGGGCAGUUCCAGCGGGUGGGGCUGGGCUUUCCAGAGCCAGGUGUUCGGCGGAGCGCGGGCGUGCCGUGCAUCGUCGAGCGUGCCGCCUCGCGACAGAAGCGACGAAACUGACGGCAACGAAGUGCCCGACUCUGUUCACGCAACCGCCGCCGCGGGCGGAAGAAGCAGAGCGUUACAGUCGAGGAACUUCAAGGCUAUGGUGGCGUGGCUGUCUUCCUCGCACGCCGCUUCGGCGGUCGCCGUCGCCGCCCCGGCCCCCGCGGCGGCGGGAGCUCUCCGCUCCCCGAGGGCGGCGGCGGAUCCCGCCGACAAAACCCUCCUCGAGAUCGCUCUCGAGCGACAAGAUGGCGGCCCUGCCACCGCCUUCAUGACUCUCAUGUCUCUGGCUCCGGAAGCGCUCGCGGAGGAGGCGGAGGCGGAGGCCAACGAGCCCCUCGCCCUGGCGCUGCGCCUCUACCACGGGGCAUCGACCUGGCGGCGCAUAUCACGGGACCCCCCCCCCCGGCGGCAAGGACCGGGGUCUCGCCUGCACCCGGAUGACCCCGGCCUCGCCGCCGCCGUCGACGAAGCCGACGACUGCGAACGCCGCCGGCGCUCGGGCGCCGAGCACGCGGGAGCGCUAGCGCUGCUGAGUGCCGGGUUGGCUGUCUCUCUGCGGGACGCGGGUGCGAAAGGAAGCGGUGGUCGCCAGGGGAAGUCUGGGCAGCGUGACGACCUCGAGGACCCCGACCUGCUGGCGGCGCUGGCUCUGCGGGAGGCGCUGACGGCGAGCGAGACGCGGUCGCUUGCGAAGGCGCUGAUACUGGGGGAUACUUCUUCGUCCUUGAGACGCGAGCCUGGCAGCAGCAGCAGCAGCAGCGGCUGCGGCUUGGGCGGGAAGGGGAGAGGUCGAGGUGCUGCCGUGGAGGGGAAGGACGAGACGUGCCGAGAACUGGAGGAGUGGCUCACUCGCCCGGAAGACGCCGCCAAGAGAAGGAGGAGGUUGUCCCGCGCAGCCCGGCAGGCGGCGGAGGACCUCGCGGCGGGGCGGACAGAGGGCGACGGAGAGGGCGGGGCUACUGCUGUCGUUGUUCUCCGUCUGACCGACGAAGCGCAAGAGGCGAUCCACAGAGUCCACGUGGCCUUUUUCGCCGCGGCUCGGCAUGGACCGCAGGACGUGCUGGCCGUCCUUCGCGAGGGUCUCGAUGAGGGCGUGGUGUUCGCCGGUGCCGCCGCGACCGGUGCUGGCGGACACGAAGCGAAGGGGUCUUCGAGAGGCGUUGCUGGGAAAGGGAGGAAGCGACCCGCGCCACGGGUUUUGAGCUGCGUAGAGGCGUUCGGGGAGUACUACAAGCUGGUGAGCCUUUCGGAUGCGAUGGAGUUGGCGGCUGGUGCAGGAGACCCCGGGCUAGCAUACGGCUCCCUCCAUGAGGCGAGCACGGCUCUGCUCCCAUCGGGGUGCCCCCUUUGCCGCCGAAAUCACCUUCGACACCGCACCGUAUCGGCGGAUUCGGUCGAUGGGAGGGGGGCAGCCCUGACAAGGACAACGACGACGCCCCCUUCGCACUGCGAUAUCUGCGAGCUGUCGGCGCGGGUUGUCAUGCGCGGGGUUGGUUUGAUGGAGAGAGACAAGGACUACGACAGCGCCUUCCACUACCUGGACAUACUUCUGCAGGCGUCCUCCCAGAGGCUGAGCGUCCACCGACCUCGGUACUGGCUCAGGCUGGUGACAGAUCUAGGCCACAAGAAGCGAUCGAUGGCCGCGCUGCAAGCCUGCGAGAAGGCGCUAGCAGAGGCAUCCCUGUCGCCUCCGGCGGAAUCGACGGCCGCCUCGCCGGCGGUUACGAUGAGGACCUCCGCCGUCGAAGCGGCACAAGGUGCGGAGGACCCGGACUGUUCAUUGGUCAACGAAUCGCCACGGGUGACGUCAGCCGAACCGGCCGCACCGGCGGCGGCGGCGGUGGCGGCGGCCGUUGCGGAGCAAGCGGCCGCGAUACUGCCGCUUGGGGAGUCGCUCCCCUUGCUCCGGCGAGCCAUUCGACUCGCCGUCCCUCCGCUCCGCUGGCGCAAGCGCCCGCCGCCCAAGCUGAAGGAAGCACGACUGCGCGUGAUGCAGCUCGACCUCUCGUGGCGUCGAGCGGGCGACGCCGUCGGCUCCGCCUCGAUGACGCCUACCAGAAAUCCGCCUUCCCGCCCCGCGACUGCUGCGUCUGAAGAGGGUUUUCCGGAGCGGAGAGGAGCGGGGGAAGGGGAGGGGGGGGAAGGGUCGGAGGGCGGGCAUAGGGGCGACGGGGGGAAGAGACGCAGUGGGUGUGAGGGGAGGGGGUCGGUGAGGAUUGCUCCGGGAACUAGCUUGGAACAGGCGGUGUUGAAUGCCAUGCUAGCUGAGCUUGAACCUGGUUGGAAGGGCUUGCACGCGGAGAACAGCAUUUGCUUGGGCCUGUUCGCUUUGCUCUGCUGGGACGCCCUGUUUGCACCCUUGGUGCCCGCAUCACCCGGGGAAAUCGCUGCCACGCCCAGGACCCCCGUUUGCCGGUCACGAGAACCAGUGGCCGAUACCUCGGGGGAACCUGCCCCCAUCGCCAAAGAGCCUCGUAAUGGCCAAGAAGGGGGAGAACCGCAGGACCCGCCAUGUUCGGCCAAGCCCAGUGAUCGCUGCAGAGGGCAUGCUGCACGGUCGGGAGGCUCGACAGCAGUGGCUCGAGUUGACCUCCCCGACGGUGCGUCUGCGUCCAUGGGCGGAAGCACCUGCUUUGAAGUCGAUCGGGAUGACCCUUGUCUGUCAGCGGGUGGUGAAGAAGACGGUGUUUUCUACCCUUUCCCCUCGCCGUUCCAAAGCGAGCCGGCCGACCUGAUGACUCCCGCCUUCGCCGGGCGGCGUCGUGGCCUGUUGGGUAGCGUGUUUGAGAGCAUCGAGCGCGGCGAUGCGGUCGGGAUGAUUCGCCAGGCGUGGUCGAGGCACUACGGCAAAGCUUGUACAGGUCUGAACUGGAACCUGUUUCCUGACGGAGUGGAGGGCUGGGCUACCGUGGCCUCUGCCAUUGGACCUCUGCCACUGUCGUGCAUUUGCAGAAACCUGGCUUCUAACUACUGGGCGUGGCGGCACGGCUUGCCGGACCUGCUCCUCUGGCGCGAAAACGCCGCUGCCGAACAGGCCGCCACCGCCGCAACAAGCAGCUGCCCCAUGGCGGGUUCGUCCGACCAAGACGCGAGCGAUUUUGUGGCGGACCCUGACCCUGCGGGUUCGCGUGCAACGGUCUCCUUGAAUAAUGACAAGAAAAAUGGUGGGGACCGAAUGGCUUCGACAGCGGACAUUGAAGUGCUGCCCAACAGAGACGCGCGUUGCAAGUGGGUUGAGGUCAAGGGGCCCGGGGAUAGUCUCAGCUGCGCGCAGGAGGCGUGGAUCGAUGCCCUUGUUGGUGCCGGGGCGGACGUUGCCCUGCUUCGGGUUGAGGACGACGCCGCCACUGGGUUACCUAGGUGAAAAAUCAGUCUUCAAUAAAUUCGAUAUUUGGCUAAUAUCAAUUUUUGCUCGUGUUAUGGUCUACGCAUUAAGCCAUCCAGGGCCAAGCGUGGCGUGGGCUGUUCGGCCGAGAACGGCGUUGAGGUUGGAACAGUGCCCGGCCGUGGGUGGUCCUAGAGGUUGCAGGCUGCAUGUACCCUACUGGGUUGUUUUCAAAUCAGCAUGACAAAGAUUAGUCCCGCGGAUACGGCCUUUUAGCAAUGAAUGACUGCUCGGGUCGAGCACCGAGAAAAUUUUGAAGAAAUCAUUUACGGUACAGCUGGCUGAUGUAUGCCUUGCU